Molecule: messenger RNA, 738 nt
Organism: Peronospora matthiolae
Lineage: Eukaryota; Oomycota; Peronosporomycetes; Peronosporales; Peronosporaceae
Source: the annotation of a GenBank genome assembly
AUGCACUCGCUUCGACCCGAGACUUUGAAGAUUGACAUCUCCAAGUAUAGGGGAGUCGAAGAGGACUCCCUCUUGAGAUGGUUCGUCGAAUUGGAUGACGCCAUAAGGGCGCGUCGCAUCGACGACGGGGAUAUGCAAGUUGCAUUUGCCCAGUCAAAUCUGGCAGGACGUGCCAAGACUUGGGCACUGGGGCUCAAGCUGCACGACCCAUAUGCGUUUGGGUCGUUGGAAGUCUUCAAGUCGCGGCUCAGACAAACGUUUGAACCGCCUAGAGCUGAGUCCAGAGCUCGAACCGAACUCUUGAAGCUCAAGCAGGGUAAGCGUGAUGGUCUUGCGGAUGGUCCCGUCAGGACUCACCUGUUCCGGCUUGACCUAGAUUCACUAGAACAAGCCAUUUCCAUUGCGGAGCAGGAAGACUUCAGUCUGAGACAGGCUCGCGCCAGCUCGACAUCAUAUCGUCAACCGAGACGAUAUGACAACGGAGGUCCAGAGCCGAUGGAACUCUGUUAUGUAGAGAGCGAGAAGGCUCGCUCUACAGGCUACAAGAAGUUGCAGAAAUGCAACAGAUGUCAAAAGACAGGACACUACGCUUACGAGUGUAGUGCCCCUCGUCCAGUGUCUCGCAACACUGGGCGUAGUGACCGUCCACCCAUGAGAAAGGGGCAGGGACGAGGGUCCGCUGUUGGUGCAAAGACGCAACAACGGGAUGGACCGUCAAAAAACGGACAGGAUCAGUAG